Molecule: messenger RNA, 776 nt
Organism: Spizellomyces punctatus DAOM BR117
Lineage: Eukaryota; Fungi; Chytridiomycota; Chytridiomycetes; Spizellomycetales; Spizellomycetaceae
Exons: 4
Coding region: 238-690 (150 amino acids)
Cellular component (GO): nucleosome
Molecular function (GO): protein heterodimerization activity; DNA binding; structural constituent of chromatin
Source: RefSeq, a predicted model, not a curated record
AUGCUCCCGCCGUGCAAUGUGUCAUCAUAUAACAGUUGGACGCGUUUGCCAAAUCCAGAUCAAAUUACUGUUCAGCGAACGGACAUUUCACUCCUUGUCGCACUCACACCAACUGGGUCAAAUCACAGCUCCCUGUUGUCCAGUAACGUCUGCCAUCUGCGGUCUUGCCCAAAAGUCUAUCGCUUUGCGGCUACAGACGGUCCCAUUGGUGUGCGACAAAACGCGUAGAUCGCGACGAUGGUUCGCACGACUCCCGUCAAAACUCCUACUCGGAGCAAAGCUCCGGUAAAACGGACUCCCGCGACCAAGGGAAAAUUGGCGAAAAAAUCCAGUUCACGGACGGCACCGCCACCUCCACCCAGACCCCAUCGCUAUCGUCCGGGAACCGUUGCCCUUCGUGAAAUCAGGAAAUAUCAAAAAUCUACCGAGUUGCUCCUUCGCAAGCUUCCCUUUGCUCGUCUUGUGAAAGAAGUUUCUGCUGACUUGUCGACCAUGGAGUAUUCGGGAGGUCAACCACCUCGUUGGCAGGCUACUGCUAUUCUCGCUUUGCAGGAAGCCGCUGAGGCUUUCAUGGUUCACUUAUUUGAAGAUGCUAAUUUGUGCGCAAUUCACGCCAAGCGUGUUACAGUCAUGCAGAAAGAUAUCCAACUGGCCAGGCGCAUUCGUGGACCCUGGGGAGGUCUGGGUUGAAGAAGAAUGGCUCUUUCGAUAUACCCCGUAUAAUCUAUCGCAAUCCUAAUGUAAAUAGAACUUGAAAUGUUGAGAUGUUAAAUGUG